AUGCCGAAUGCCUUUGAGCAGAAGAAGAUGGAAGCGGAUGCUCGACGAACUCCAUGGGCAUCAAUAUGGAUGACAAGUACAAUGUUGUUGUUAGUGGGUGUUCAAUACAGCAUUUAUUUUACUUCAACUUGGCAAUAUAUAAAAGAAGUUGAUCCAACAGCGACUUUAGAUCAUUUUGCUUUUAUAAUGGCCAUAACAAGCAUCGCUGGAGCUAUGGCAAAUCCCUUAUUUGGGUAUUGGAACCAGAAGACAAUGUCUACAAAACAUCCCGUUUGCUUAGGAUUCACCUUCUGUGCUAUUGGAAAUUUAAUGUAUGGCCUUCUUCCGGCCUUUCCAGCAAAUGCUGUGUACGUCGCAUUAGUUGCUCGAUUUCUGUGCGGAUUCGGAAGUGGAACACUAGGAGUUCUCAGAAGCUUUCUCGCUACAGCAAGUACAAAAGAAGAUCGAAUUAAGGCAAUUUCUAUAGGAACAGGGGGGUUGACAUCUGGAUUAGCCUUAGGCCCAGCUGUUCAAAUUUGUUUUCUUCCUAUCGGCAAUGAAGGGAUCUAUAUUGGGCCAGUUCUCUUCAACAUGUACACGACAACGGCUUUUUUCAUGUGCCUUGUUAACAUAGUUUUCAUAAUUUGCAUUCGUUUGUUCCUUGUUGAAGACUAUGCUGGAAUCAUCAGUGAUGAGUCGAAGAAGAGCGAUCCAUUCUUGAUUAUUCCGAAAUUUGAUAAGGUCGCUGUUGCCAUCAUGUUUUUUGUGUGGUGGAUACUUUCUGGUGUUUCAAGCACACAAGGAUUAGCGGCUCCAAUAACCAUGGCUAUGUUCAAUUGGACAAGUGAAGAAGCCGUUUUAUACAACGGAAUUAUUCAAUCCAUUGCCUGUAUGUGGUCAACAACCAUGUACAUCCUUUUCGGAACAACACGUCUGGGCCAAAUAGACAAACGAUACUUAUUAACUGCUGGUCUGACCUUAUUCCUGAGCUUCCACUUGAUUCAUAUUCCAUUUCCAUUUUAUGAUGGACCAUUAGAUCGUCCUCAAAUUAUUAAUGGCACUGAGAUGGAUCUGCUCGGUGGAUGCUCCUAUAGAUAUGAUUGGUGUGAAACGACCACAAGGGUUCCACUCUACCUCUAUCUAUUUGCUUUUUCAACUAUUGUAGGAAUAGGGUUUCCUUUAAUCUCAGCUUCAUGUAAUUCCAAACUUUCUGAGAUUAUUGGACCUCGAAAGCAGGGUUUUGUUACUGGAUUAAUGGCAUUUACGGGAUGUAUGGCUCAGACAAUGGUUCCUAUCAUAGCGUCACGUGUCUAUGCAAUAUCAGGCUUCAAAUGGAUAAUGGUUUAUCAUGUUCUAUCAUGUUCAACAGCUUUAAUAGUUGUCAUUGUAUUCCGUAAGCGAAUCAUACCAUUGAAUAUGAAACCGGAUAAGGCUAAAUACAAAUCUGGCACUUUCUACCAUUUGUAG
This is a messenger RNA of Auanema sp. JU1783, 1446 nucleotides long. NCBI's taxonomy places the organism in Eukaryota, Metazoa, Nematoda, Chromadorea, Rhabditida, Rhabditidae. The record is from the annotation of a GenBank genome assembly.